AUGUCCAAACCGAUAGACGUCAAGACGGCCAUCGCGAUCGUCAAGCAGCGGGGGUUCGCGGCAGUCAAGACUUUCUACCCCGUGCCCGAAGUCCUAUCCGCCCUCGCAGGCACGGGCUUGCAGGUGAUGACGUCAGUGCCCAACGACCGCCUGUACGACUUCGGCAAGAGCGACGCGGCGGCGCUGGGGUGGCUGGACGAGUACAUCGUGCCGCACGUGACGCGCGGCACGAACAUCAUCGCGAUCGCGGUGGGCAACGAGCUGAUGGGGCCGGGCACGGGGUACACGCUCGUGGUCCCCGCGAUGGAGGCGCUGUACCGCGCGCUGCAGACGCGGCGCCUGCACCGGCGCGUGAAGGUGGUGCACCCGCAGCACAUGGGGUUCCUGGCCAACACGUACCCGCCCUCCAAGUCCGUCGUCGACCCGCUGUAUGUGGGCGAGAUGCGCAAGAUGCUCUCGUUCCUCAAUCGGACCGGCUCGUUCACGGUGCUCAACUGCUACCCGUUCUUCCCGUUCAAGGACGCGGGCGGCAAGGUGAGCUACGACUACGCCAUGUACCGCGGGUACAAGGGCUUCUACGACGGGCGGCGCUACUACCAGAACCUCAUGGACGCCAUGCUGGACGGCGCCGUGUGGGCGUUUGAGAAGCUCGGCUACCCCAACAUGCCUUAUAUGAUCGGAGAGGCAGGGUGGCCCACAGGGGGCAACGCAGCAGCCACGCUCCUCAACUCCAAGCGCUGGACCACGGGCUUUCUAGCCCGCGCCAACUCCCUCCGAGGCACGCCCAAGCGCCCGGGCACGCCCAUCCGCGCCUUCCUCUUUGAGCUCUUUGACGAGGAUCUCAAGGACACCUCCCCGGGGCAGUUUGAGCUGCACUUUGGGCUGUAUUAUGCUAAUGGUACGAAGAAGUAUGAGCUUGAUGUGCUGGGCACGGGGAGCAAUCUCCCGCCGUCGAAGCCGCCCAAGAUGUGGUGCGUGCGGAAUCCGACGGCUACGGACGCAGCGGUUGGCGGCGGGGUGUCGUGGGCGUGUUCGAAGGAGGGGGGAGGGUUGGACUGCGCGAGGGUGGGGAGCAAGUGCGGCGCAGAGAUGAAGGCGUCUGCGGUGUACAACGCGUGGUUCCAGAAGCAGGGGCAGACGAGCGAGGCGUGCAACUUUGGCGGCACGGCGCAGGUGACUAUGAGGAACCCGUCCAAGGGGGCGUGUCAACUGCACGGGCGGCCGCUGGGGGUGAAGUGA
Messenger RNA from Closterium sp. Naga37s-1, 1239 nucleotides. The record is from the annotation of a GenBank genome assembly. NCBI's taxonomy places the organism in Eukaryota, Viridiplantae, Streptophyta, Zygnematophyceae, Desmidiales, Closteriaceae.